AUGACUCCUUCGGUUGAUACUCAACUCGAAAAUGCGACUUCUCAAUCGAGUGAGACUUCUUCGCUUGUGCAAAAGAUAACCCUCUCUGGUUAUAUCCUGGAGCCUUUGAAGUAUUCGGGUUCCCUUGAUGAGUAUGAAAGUUCCGAUGUCACUACCGCUAUUGGUAGAGAAUACCCAAGCGUUCAGCUUUCCAGCAUCCUAGAUGAUGAGAGAAAGAUUCGCGACCUGGCUAUUACUGUUUCACGUCGUGGUGUUGUGUUUUUCCGAAACCAAGACAUCACCUCCGACCAGCAAAAGAUUCUCGGCCAAAAGCUCGGCGAGCUUACUGGAAAGCCCGAUACAUCUAAGGUAAUUGCGCUCGCAGUCAAACGGAAUAUUUCUGUUGAUGAAAAUGGAAAGCUAGAUGAUGAAAUCUCCGUUAUUUCAUCCGAAGUCAACCGCAAAUAUUACGGUGGCCGCUUUGCGAAGAAUUCGGGUCUCCUCGCUAGUCAAGGUUGGCACGCCGAUAUCACAUUUGAGAAGGUUCCUUCUGACUAUGCUAUUCUCAAAAUCACGCAUUUGCCCGAAGAUCAGACUGGUGGCGACACUCUUUGGGCUUCAGGAUAUGAAGUCUACGACCGACUAUCAACACCUAUCCAGAAGCUUGCAGAUACUCUGAAAGCAGUUCACUAUCAGCCGUCUUUUAACAAUGUCGCCAAGGAGCACGACAUUGACCUCAUCUCUGGAGACCGAGGAGCGCCAGAGAACACGGGAUUUGAUUUCAAGGCCAGCCACCCCCUAGUCCGUACAAACCCAGUAACGGGGUGGAAGAGUCUUUUUGGAGCAGCCGGCCAGGUUGAAAAUGGCUGGAUCGAAGGGGUGACGAAGCGGGAGAGUGAAAUACUGAAACAGUACUUCAAUCAACUCAUUGCUGAGAAUCACGACCUGCAAGUCCGAUUCAAAUGGGGCACAAAUGAUCUUGCUAUCUGGGACAACCGAUCCGUGUUUCAUACUGCAACAAAUGAUUACGAUGGGAAACGCCAAGGUACUAGGGUUGUCUCUUUAGGAGAAAUUCCGUAUUAUGACCCUGCUUCCACCUCUAGACAGGAAGCGUUGGCUCAAGAGGCUUGA
Penicillium cosmopolitanum is the source of this 1110-nucleotide messenger RNA. RefSeq names its product TauD/TfdA dioxygenase family protein. Gene Ontology annotation, molecular function: 2-oxoglutarate-dependent dioxygenase activity. Gene Ontology annotation, cellular component: cytoplasm. The record is from RefSeq and is a predicted model, not a curated record. The transcript is spliced from 10 exons. Lineage: Eukaryota; Fungi; Ascomycota; Eurotiomycetes; Eurotiales; Aspergillaceae. Bases 1 to 1110 code for a protein of 369 amino acids.